Messenger RNA from Dracunculus medinensis (Guinea worm), 333 nucleotides. The record is from the annotation of a GenBank genome assembly. Lineage: Eukaryota; Metazoa; Nematoda; Chromadorea; Rhabditida; Dracunculidae.
AUGAACUGGAACCAACCGGAAUAUGAGGCUGCAGAUAAUCAGUGUGGGUUAUUCGACAACAAUUCAUCUGGUCUACUUCCAAUCGAAGAUACGUGUGGUUCACUUGAAAGAAUGAUUCAAAGCAACAGAAAUUUCUUUCUGGAUGAUAUAAGUAGAUCGUCAGCAGCAAUGACGUUUAACUCUCGAAACUCCCAAGACUCGAAUAUAUCAACGAUGAAUGAUAUGAAGCUAUAUGAAGUCAGAAAAGCUGAUGAGCCAAUUUAUUCGCGAAAAGUUUUUGUUGGUGGUCUUCCUCGCGAUUUUAACGCAAGUGAAUUAUUUUUUUCUGCUUGA